Molecule: messenger RNA, 1293 nt
Organism: Sclerotinia trifoliorum
Lineage: Eukaryota; Fungi; Ascomycota; Leotiomycetes; Helotiales; Sclerotiniaceae
Source: the annotation of a GenBank genome assembly
GAUUCGAAUGUGGUUGAGGAUAUACCAAUAAUGAGAGGAUAGCGGGGUGGUCGUUGAUGCGAAGAUGACUCAGCAUUCACUGUGAUAGAAGUGACCAAUGGGAAGCUUACAUUCCCUGUCACUAGAUGAUCUAACUUCGUUUUCUCUAAGCCUACUAUUUUGACUUGUUAAGAUACGAGCUUCGAAUUCAGUUUUAUGUUGAAUGUCUUUUUGCUAUUAAAAUAUCAUCGUACGAGAUCAGUCUGGCACAGCAUCAGGAUAUCUGCAAGACAAGCUCGAUUCCUCCAGGCUCAAGGCUAGUGGUUGCACCCAAUAUUCCAAAGACUUACCAGCUUACACUUUAAUUAGGAAGAUCGAAACUUCAAAGUCCAGGAAACGAAUACCAAAGAUCAACCAACCUUCGCAUAAAAAGUUCAAGAAUAGAAAUGUCUGAAGUAAAAUCUCCAUCUGCCUUGAGUGGCUUCACCAUGAUCGGCAUUACAGUCUUCCAACGUGUAUGUCCGCUCCACUCUUUACAAUUCUCUCAUUAAUCCCUACACAGAAAGUCUACAAUCUCCUUCUUCAGAUUCCUUCCGGAAAAGUCUCUUCUUAUGCAUCUCUUGCUAAAGCUCUCUCAACUGCGCCUCGUGCAGUCGGCGGAGCUUUGAAGCGAAAUCCUUACGCGCCACAGGUGCCAUGUCAUCGGAUCAUCUGUGCUGAUGGUGUAUGUUUUUUUCAUCAUUCUACCAAAAUUGACAUGUAAUCACUUGUAGUGCUAAUCAGGUUGUUGAUGGUAGGCAAUUGGAGGGUUCAAGGGGGAAGCGCAAGAUGCACCGUCGGGCAUAAACCAAAAAGAGAAAUUGAGCUUGCUCAAGAGUGAAGGGGUUGAGUUUGACGAGAAUGGCCAAUUAGUGGAUGAAGAAAGAUGGUGGGAUGAGUUUCGUGUCUGAGCACCUCUGCACGCAUGAUUGAUAUUUGAGGCAAUGGAGUGCGAUAAAAGAGCAUUUGGGAAAUUGAAUGGACAUCAGAUUCAUUAUAAUCAGACUUAGAUGGCUUAGAUGGCUUAGCCAGUGAGUGAAAUUUAGUAGCAACUCAUGUUGUUUCAUCCGCUGAUUCGCGACCAAAGCUUGUCUAAUGUCAGUCUUAAUUUCAAGCCUAAAAUAGCUAUAUCCGGCAAUCCCAGAAAAUUGUUUGGGCCCAGAGCAAAGGCGAGAGCAAAGGCGAGAGCAGAUAUUAUAUUGUAAAAGUGGUAGGUCGAGAUACGUGCGUCCCGAUAGCACGCUGUGAGGAGGGAAUUGAAAGAGAAAGCUGAAU